AUGGCGCCAAUGGCUAUCGGCGAUACUGGCGAUGAGGUCGUUUCUAAGUCACUGCCCACUAUUCAUCUUGACCUUCUGAGGACUGGAAAUGCAACUGAGAGCAAGAAGCUACUACAUGCUUGUCAGACGCAGGGUUUCUUCUAUCUUGAUUUGACCAGUGACGUAGAACUGUGCAAACAAUGGGAAGACUUAUUGCUGGUAAUGAAGCAAUACUUUACGCAGCCUCUCCAGGUAAAGAUGCAAGAUGCCAAAGGUAGUGACAACUACGGAUACGAACCUAUCGGCACUGAAGAAGGACCCAUGCCCAAAACGAGGGAUGGCUAUGAAUCUCUCAAGAUUUCCCGCCGAGAAUUUCUCCAAGGUUCCACGGAGCUCACAACGUCUAUAUCCUCCCAGUCAGACUUGUUCUUCUCCUUCAUCCAGAACGCCCACGCUAUCAUGAUCAUGAUCCUUGCGCAACUCUCGCUCCAGCUUGGCCUUAGCGGCUCCUCCAGCUUCGAGUCCUACCAUACGGACCCGGGGCCUUCGUUUUCUACCCUUGGUCUUUUGCGCUACCCAAAGCAUGAUGAUGACGUGCCUCCGACAAGCUUGGGCCACAACAAGCACACUGACGUAGGAUCCCUUACCUUUCUUCUCGCCCAGCAAUGGGGCCUCCAGUUCCUGUCUCCGGAGACCAACCGCUGGGAGCUCCUGGAGCCUCGCCCCGGCCACGCUAUCAUCAACGUCGGCGACAGCCUACGCUUUCCAUCUAAAGAUAAGCUAGCGAGCGUUGUACAUCGCGUGAUUCCGAUAAAAGGCAAGCAGGACGAGGAUCGAUACAGCAUUGCCUACUUUUUACGCUUAAACGAUGACGUGACAUUUAAUGACUCGAAGGGUAGGGCAUGGACGGCUAGGGGAUGGCAUGAUUUCAAGUUUGAUAUUUUCAAGAGUCCCAGUACUUUAGAUGCCACUGGACAGUUUUUGACCGGCAUGAUGGAGGAGAAUGACAGACUGGUGGGCAACGGAGGCUACAAGGCGACAGUAGCCCCAUGA
Messenger RNA from Penicillium crustosum, 1032 nucleotides. RefSeq lists its product as uncharacterized. The transcript has 3 exons. The coding region runs from base 1 to 1032 and encodes 343 amino acids. The record is from RefSeq and is a predicted model, not a curated record. Gene Ontology annotation, molecular function: dioxygenase activity. NCBI's taxonomy places the organism in Eukaryota, Fungi, Ascomycota, Eurotiomycetes, Eurotiales, Aspergillaceae.